Molecule: messenger RNA, 1015 nt
Organism: Mizuhopecten yessoensis (Yesso scallop)
Lineage: Eukaryota; Metazoa; Mollusca; Bivalvia; Pectinida; Pectinidae
Product: kinesin-II 85 kDa subunit-like
Exons: 9
Biological process (GO): microtubule-based movement; mitotic spindle organization
Molecular function (GO): ATP binding; microtubule motor activity; microtubule binding
Source: RefSeq, a predicted model, not a curated record
CGUCAUCGGUAUUGUAGUAUUUACACAAGUACCUUGGUGAACUUUGCUGGAGCUAGGGUAAAUUCGCGUAUCUGCUAGAAAACGGUUGAACCUGUAAAGAUAACGACAGGCACUGAUCUGAACCGAAACUGAUCUCAGGAUAAUUUGGCACGUGUUAUUCUCCGAAACAGUGCAUUCUUAGCUCUGCUUAUAAAACGGUCCAAGUGUAUUCGAACAACCGGGACACGCGAAUGCAGCCUACUAGUCUCAACAAAUUUUGCCACAUUAAACUUUUAUCUAGCAUCCUUUGAUACGUCUGGAAGUUGUCACAGCUCAUAUACAAUGCCUGAAAAUGUAAACAUCAAAGUUGUGGGUCGCUGCCGAACUUUGACCCCUGAAGAGGCCAACAAAGGGGCAAAGACAGUGGUGAGGGUGUCUGGUGACAAGAUAUCCGUGGAAACAGGUGGAAAGGAACAAUCCUUUAGUUUCGACGGAGCUUAUGGCAGUGAUGUUAAAAAUGACCAGAUUUUCAAGGAGAAAUGUGAGCCAGUGCUGCAGAGAGCCUUGGAAGGUUACAAUGUUACAUUUAUGGCUUUCGGCAUGACGGGGUCCGGAAAAAGCUACCUAAUGAACGGUACUGAUAGCGAACCCGGAAUAGCUCCUAGUGUGAUAAGGAGAGUGUGUCAGAUGAUGGCAGAGAAAAGCAACCGGGAAUUCUUCACCACUGUGUCCUACCUGGAGGUUCUUGAUGAUAAGAUGACUGACCUUCUUAAUCCACACAACAACCCCAUGAAGAUCAGACAGCAUCCACAUAAAGGAAUAUUCGUGGAGGGACUGGCGGAGUUGGUAGCAUCAGGAUAUGAUGACAUGCUACGACUGUAUGAACAGGGAACACGGGCCAGGAAGAUGGGGGCCACUGACCUACAAGCCCACAAAGCUAGAGCCCACGCAUUGUUUACCAUUGUAAUGGAGCAGAGAGAGCGACAGUCCAGUAAGGUUGGAGUUCGAUCCGUCAUCACCCUCGUCGAUCUGGCAG